Camelina sativa (false flax) is the source of this 1367-nucleotide messenger RNA. Its product is annotated as transcription factor VIP1. Gene Ontology annotation, biological process: regulation of DNA-templated transcription. The record is from RefSeq and is a predicted model, not a curated record. Gene Ontology annotation, molecular function: DNA-binding transcription factor activity. Lineage: Eukaryota; Viridiplantae; Streptophyta; Magnoliopsida; Brassicales; Brassicaceae. Gene Ontology annotation, cellular component: nucleus.
UCGACAAAACAAAAAUAUAUACUUGUGUACUUUCCAGAUUUCUUUACUUCGGUGUUCGGUAGGUUGUCAAAACACCUCUAACCUCGCCGCCGGCCAAACAAAAAAACAAAAAAAAAAAUCAAUGGACGGAGGAGGAGGACCAAAUCAAACGAUUCUCAGUGAUAUAGAACGUAUGCCAGAAGCUCCACGUCAACGUAUCUCUCACCACCGUCGAGCUCGCUCCGAAACUUUCUUCUCCGGCGAAUCAAUCGACGAUCUCCUCUUAUUCGAUCCUUCCGAUAUCGAUUUCUCUUCCCUAGACUUCCUCAACACUCCACCACCACUACAACCACAACCUUCUCCGAUGUCCGUUGAUUCGCCUCCAGAAGAAACCUCAUCCAACGGUGUUCCACCUAAUAACCCUCUUCCUCCGAAACCCUUCGGCCGCCAUGUUCGUAGCUUCUCGGUUGAUUCAGAUUUCUUCGAUGAUUUAAGGGUUACUGAGGAACAGUUUACUGGGAAAUCCCAAGCUACUAGCUCAGGAGAGAAGAAGAAGAAAGGGAAUCAUCAUAACCGGAGUAGUUCUAUGGAUGGAGAGACGAGUUCUGCUUCGUUUAAUAUCGAAUCGAUUUUAGCUUCUGUGAGUGGUAAAGAUGGUGGUGGGAAGAAGAACAUGGGUAUGGGUGGUGAUAGACUUGCUGAGCUUGCUUUGCUUGAUCCUAAAAGAGCUAAAAGGAUUUUAGCGAAUAGACAAUCUGCAGCGAGGUCGAAAGAGAGGAAGAUUAGGUAUACUGGUGAGUUGGAGAGGAAGGUUCAGACGCUUCAGAACGAAGCAACAACAUUGUCUGCUCAAGUCACUAUGUUGCAGAGAGGAACGUCAGAGCUGAACACUGAAAAUAAACAUCUCAAAAUGCGGCUGCAAGCUUUAGAGCAACAAGCUGAACUUAGGGAUGCUUUGAAUGAAGCGCUACGGGAUGAACUGAACCGACUUAAGAUUGCCGCUGGAGAAAUUCCUCAGGGGAACGAAAAUGCAUACAACCGCGGUCAAUUCUCGUCUCAGCAAUCGACAAUGAAUCAGUUUGGGAACAACAAGAACCAGCAGAUGAGCAGUAAUGGGCAGCCAUCGCACCCGAGCUUCAUGGACUUCACCAAGAGAGGCUAAGUUUUAUUUUAAACACGAAAUGUUGGCUUGAGUUUAUACCUUAUAUUCAUUUUGGGCUGCAAUAUUGGAUGUAUGUAAGUAUGUAUGUAUGCAUGUAAUAUGGCUUGUGUUAGCUUGAUUGUACGUCUAUGCAGAUAUGUUCAUGGCGAUAUUGGUCUAUCUUUUAAGAGUCGUAACUACUGUAAUACUCUCCAGAAAUCUUUAUAGUAAGUAAUCACUUCUGCAA